Neurospora tetraspora is the source of this 1122-nucleotide messenger RNA. RefSeq lists its product as uncharacterized. The coding region runs from base 1 to 1122 and encodes 373 amino acids. The record is from RefSeq and is a predicted model, not a curated record. The transcript has 2 exons. Lineage: Eukaryota; Fungi; Ascomycota; Sordariomycetes; Sordariales; Sordariaceae.
AUGGAGAAAAGAAGGGAAGAGAAGCAGAGCAAGAGCAGACGCAGCAAAAAAGAGAAAGUUCGCGAACAACGACACAAGUCCAAGACAUCCCCAACGCCUAUUUGCCUGCCGGACAAAACGAGACUAGAAGCCCUUCCUGAAUCCGACCGGCAACGCAUCAUCAACCAGUGGUUCACAUACUUCAAGAAACGUCAACUUGAAUUCUUGGAGUCCAUUCGUCGGAAGGAGGUUCGAGACCAAAAAAUCAUGCACAUGGUUCGCAGAGGCAAGAUCGAUAUCGACCCCGUAUCUGGUCUAGGCAAUUUCGACAUCGAUACCAUCCUCGAGGAUGAGGACGCAAUCGACACACCGUUCACGAAGGAUCAUGAGUCCAAUGGCCGCUCUCCUGCACAAGAAGAGGCUAGACUAGCAGAGCAGGAUUCAUUAAAUGCUAGCGACGACAUCGCACAUCUACAGGACGCUUUUGCCGCCGUUAUACGGAUUUGGGAGACUAGCGAGGACAGGCGAGAUUUCGAGACGCUCCUGGACCAAAUCGAGCUGCUUUCACCGAUCAACAAGGUAGUGUGCUUGGGGCUUGGAUCCUGCCUUAGCUCUUUCCGAUGCUGUUCACUUUUCCGCGAGUGUCCCUACGAUGACAAAGAAUUCCCCGAGCCGUGCAAAAUCGCAAAUCUCUGCCAGCAUGCGAUGGCUAUGACCACGGCACAGUACUUUGAAGCUCGCGGAAAACCAGGCGCAGGCACGGUCGAGGUGUUUGUAUCAGAUCCUGCUUACGACAAAGUUGAGUCCCAAGGGCUCGAGUCUCUCGGCUUUACGGUACUGGAAGCGGAAGAUGCGUUAGCAUUCUCAAAGAUCGACAGUAACACCUUUUUAUUCGACUUGAGCAACAUAGGUUGCAUCCGCGACACUUGGGCAACGUGUACAUCUCCCGCACUUAUUCUCUGCAACUUUGUCCACUCAACAGGUGUCGAAAUGGAUUCGAGCGGUAUGACUCGCGACGAUACUAAGGCGGUUCGUGUUUCUCUGACAAAGAAGCAUGCUCGUAACGAGACAACGCGUUCGAGCAAGCUGGUUCUCAAUGUAAUUGAGAGCCGUAUUGAUUCCAACCCACAAAUCAAGUUGUAA